CAGAAAACUGAAUUUUGAAGAUUCCUGCACUAUAAAAAAUGUUUUUAGACUCAUGUUUUUGAAAUAAAGGAACUACAAGAGUAUUUGGAAUUUGUGAAAUUAGAAACUCAUGGCAAGAGACCAGUUCUUUUUGAAAGAGUUUGGAGCUCCUUGAAAAUGAUAUUGCAUUGUUAUGAAGAACUUCCUGUAGCUAUCGAAAACAAAAUCAAAGAGCUGGACGAGGAAUCAAAGAUACCUUUAAAGAAGCGUUUUCAGUUCUUUGCUCCGCCACCCGAUAUAAAUGAUUACCCGAUGUUUCAAGAGAUACAGCUCAUGAUUGCAGGACAGAAAUUCAAAUUUCAAAACAAUCAACAUAUUAUUGAUUUUUGUUUGCCAUUGAAUAUAAUAAACGAAAUAAAAAUUGGGAAACAAAGUGACGGGACACUUAAGAAUGAAAUCCAGUUAAGAGUGUGGAAUCACGCAGGCGUCGAGGAAUGGGAAGAAAUAUAUUUAUGUGUGGAAGUCAAUGGCACGCCCUUGCCAGUUUAUCAACCCAGCCCUCAUAUUAUUUAUAUAACUUCCUACUGUGUUUUGGAAGAAUAUUCUUACAACAGAAUGAUCAUCUCUUCUCCAUUACCAGAGACUUUAGAAAAUUAUGUGUUUGGCUUAUCUUUUGUUGCCCGACUCUCUUCUUCGGAAGUAAUAACAAAAUAUCCUCCUUCCAAAAUAUCUCCGGAAGUAAUUCCGAAAUAUCCUCCAGUUAAGGAGACUAAAGAUCUAGUUAUGAACAUCUUGGAAGACUCAGCUUGUAGAAUCUAUACUCUCCAUUUAGCAUGUCCUGUUAAGAAGGAUCUAAUUAAAAUACCUACCCGUAGUAACUGGUGCACUCAUCCAGAAGUAUUUGACCUCGAAACAUUUUUAAACGAUAUGCAAUAUUAUUUGCAAUGGAGAUGUCCUAUUUGCAAAAAGUUAGUCAAAUAUCAGGACUUAAUAGAGGCUAAAGACUUAAAGAAGUACCUCGAUGAAGGAAAGACUACACUUGUAUUUCAUAAACCCAGAAUUGUCAAGGAACUGUUUGAUUCAAAUAAUGAGGAAAUUACCUGUGAAAAAGAAGUGAUUGUGAUUGAUUGAUCUGUUUUCUAUGUUUAAUAAAAUUAUUUCUUAAAUGUG
Messenger RNA from Argiope bruennichi, 1149 nucleotides. Its product is annotated as E3 SUMO-protein ligase PIAS3-like. Gene Ontology annotation, biological process: protein sumoylation. Bases 157 to 1110 code for a protein of 317 amino acids. Gene Ontology annotation, molecular function: zinc ion binding; SUMO ligase activity. The record is from RefSeq and is a predicted model, not a curated record. Lineage: Eukaryota; Metazoa; Arthropoda; Arachnida; Araneae; Araneidae. The transcript has 11 exons.